AAAAAAAAUUACUUACGACAACUGACAUUCAGACCAUUUCCUCUCAAUCGUUGUGCUUUCGAACCGCCGUGUUUCGAACCAUUUAUGAUUUUAGAGCAGAAAUGCUGCCUCUUUCUUUGUUGCGAACAGCGGUCAACCACCCAAUGCUUGUAGAGUUAAAGAACGGUGAAACAUACAAUGGACAUUUGGUGAGCUGCGACAACUGGAUGAAUAUAAAUCUCCGUGAAGUCAUCUGCACAUCCAGAGAUGGUGAUAGGUUCUGGCGAAUGCCAGAAUGCUACAUACGUGGAAGCACCAUCAAGUAUUUGAGGAUUCCUGAUGAGGUUAUUGAUAUGGUCAAAGAAGAGGUUAUACAGAAAGCUAAAGGCAGAGGAGAUUUCAAAGCCCGUGGAGGUGGAAACCAGAGAGGAAGGGGUCGAGGUGCAUUUCAAGCAGGAGGCAGAGGAGGUCGUGGUGGUGGCCGUGGGGGUGGUGGUGGUGGUGGUGGUGCUGGUGGUGGAGGUGGAGGCCAGCAUAAACCAGGCAAAGGCAGGGGCAACUAGGGUUAAAGCAGGAGUGUGGAAAUCUUUGUGUCCAAUAUGUUAGAUCAUUUACUAUAUUGCUCAGCAUAUAAUUAUCAGGUUCAUAUUCUGAGUAGUUAUCAGUUACUUAAACCUUGCUAGGGAAGUGUCCUUGUUAAAAAAACAAAUAAAUCUUAAGAUAAUGGGUGGGUGUUUCAUUUUCUUCAUUAAAUAGAGUGCUAAAGAAGCCUUAUAUCAAAUUUGCAACAAAACAAAAUUGAUUACAUGAUUUGGUUAAUCCGUUCUUAGGAUUAUGACAAAUAUAUUGUUAACAAAAAGAGCAAGUUCAAAGCUAGUAGUGCUAGAAUUGCUUACUGAUGUUUUCUUUUUAAAAUAUAUAUAAACACAUUUGAAUAUGAACAAUAAACAUCUUGUUUUCAUAUGGUGACUAUUUUAAAUAUGCACAUUUUUGUAAGAGAAGAAUGUGUGGACGAAUUAGAAGUGUAUAGAGCAAUGUUUGAAGUCCAGGUACAUGGAAGUGUAAGUGUUUUAUGUGUGAUCUUGUCUUUAUUGUUGUAAAUGGUGUAUUGGUUACGAAUUAAAAAUAGAAUUAAACCUAUUUGAGAGAGAU
Pomacea canaliculata is the source of this 1131-nucleotide messenger RNA. RefSeq names its product U6 snRNA-associated Sm-like protein LSm4. Gene Ontology annotation, cellular component: U6 snRNP; spliceosomal tri-snRNP complex; P-body. The transcript is spliced from 5 exons. Lineage: Eukaryota; Metazoa; Mollusca; Gastropoda; Architaenioglossa; Ampullariidae. Gene Ontology annotation, molecular function: U6 snRNA binding. The record is from RefSeq and is a predicted model, not a curated record. The coding region runs from base 102 to 542 and encodes 146 amino acids. Gene Ontology annotation, biological process: mRNA splicing, via spliceosome; nuclear-transcribed mRNA catabolic process; P-body assembly.